AUGAUUAUUGUCGAGAUUGUAUUGAACCUGAAUAUUGUAUAUGAGUCUAUUAAAUUUAAAUUUAAUGAGUUUGAAUUGAAUGCAAGAACUGCCAAAUCAGUAAUCGAACCUGGUUCAUAUUAA
Molecule: messenger RNA, 123 nt
Organism: Dictyostelium discoideum AX4
Lineage: Eukaryota; Evosea; Eumycetozoa; Dictyosteliales; Dictyosteliaceae
Exons: 2
Coding region: 1-123 (40 amino acids)
Source: RefSeq, a predicted model, not a curated record